AUGGCAGAAGUGGGCAAUACUGAACUUAUAAAUCUUAUAAAUAGUGGGGUGUCUGCUAGUGAAUUGGAAUUAAAGAUUUGUGAAGGUGCUGAUGUUAACUGUCCUGGGAAAAUGGGUCUUGCCCCACUACAUCAUGCCGUAUAUGAAGGUAACUUGGACUGCGUCAAGCUGCUGCUCUGCCACAAUGCUGACGUCAAUGUACAGGAUCACUGUGGAUACUCACCCCUACAUUUGGCAGCUAAGUAUAAAAGGAUUGAGAUACUACAAGAACUGAUACUGAAAGGUGCUGAUGUUCAUAGCAGAGAUGCAGUUGGAUUCCCACCACUGCGUUUAGCUCUACAAGCUGGUAACCAUGAGUGUGCAGCAUAUUUAUUACGGAAAGGUGCCAAUCCUAAUAUGUAUUAUAAACACUUUGGCUAUGAGGUACACAUGGUUAAUCUGUCAAACGCUGAAUGCUUAGAACUGUUAUUGCAAUUUGGAGCUGAUCCCGAUGCCCAUGACUCCAGAGGAUUAACAGCCUUACACAUUGCCUGUCAAGAUGGCAACGUUGGAUUUGUACAAAGAUUAUUAAAAUAUAAUGCAGACAUUGAUGCUAAAUCAGCCAAUCCUUCAAAAGAGAAUUCAACACCGUUGAGAUAUGCUGUGUUAGAGGAUGAAAAAGAGAUAACUGAACUGUUGCUAUUGAGUGGGGCUGACCCAAAUGAACCUGAUGGACGAUCCAACACACCACUCCACCAUGCAGCCACACAAGGAAAUAUUGAAAUGGCAAAAUUGUUGUUAAAAUAUGGAUCUAAUGUCUCGGCGAAAAAUGAAAUGAUGAAUGAACCGUUACAUCAGGCGUGUAGGUACUCUCAUGAUCCGUUGAUGAUUGACUUGUUAUUACAGCAUGGAGCUGAUCCAAAUUCAGUAACAAGCAACAAAGAAACGCCAUUACUUCUAUUAUUAUGGAAAUACGGACGUAUCACUAAGUAUGAUGUGGAAGAAAUUGACAGAGAACUCAAAAUGAAAAUAGGAUAUUUAUUUAAUUUUGGAGCAAAAGUAAGAUUUACCAACGAUCGAGUUGACCCGUUCACUUUACUUCAUGCAAAGCUGAAUAAAUUAGUGGUACUAACCGAGAGCAUGUUAUCACUAGCUGAGUUUGCUCAAGAGAUUUCAGUAGAAGAUGAUAUUGGUAAUGUUUCACCUGAUAUGCCCUCGGAGAUAUUAACACAACUGCGGUUUGUUAAAAGCAAUCCUAAAUCAUUAAAACACAUGACAAGACUAUGCAUCAGGAAUAGUUUAGGUGAACGCUGUCAGUAUAAAAUACACAAGCUGCCAUUACCUCAGCCACUAGUCAAAUUUGUUCAGUAUUUAUAG
Molecule: messenger RNA, 1356 nt
Organism: Saccoglossus kowalevskii
Lineage: Eukaryota; Metazoa; Hemichordata; Enteropneusta; Harrimaniidae
Biological process (GO): intracellular signal transduction
Molecular function (GO): protein binding
Source: RefSeq, a predicted model, not a curated record